AUGAACUCGUACCCGCUUGAGCUGAUAGCUCAGCUGGCCCCAGUGAUGUUCGUCGCUGGGCUGAAUCCAGCAUCAUUGAAUAAUGCGAAUAACGUGCCAAACACUACUUCCCCUCCCCUGCAAUCUAUUCAGCCUCCUCCACCGACACACCAUUCUAGAAAUCCUUCGUUAACAACAAUGACUACUGUUUCAGGAGCCGAUUCAGUAAAUUACUCUUUAUCGCUGCCACCAUCUACUACAGCACCGAAUCUGCUAAGACCAGACCCAUUCACCAUUCUCACCUCGCGUUUACGCGAAAUCCUCGUCCAUCAGCGGAAGAUCACUGUCUGGGAUACGCCUACAGCGGACAAAGUAUUCCAGGUUAUCUUGAUUGAUAAAGAUGUGAAAUUUCCGCCGCGGAAGGUCGAAUCUAGCCCUGGGGCUCCAGCACAUUCACCGUUAUCGCCGUUAACACCUUCCUCUCCUCUGCAUCCAGACGGGUUGAUUGCGCCAAUAUGGAUUCGAAAACAUACAAUGCUUGUCCCAGCUGUAUUCGUGCUGUUUAUAAGAUUGUUUCAAGCUGACGAUCCAAGUUCUAUUUAUGCUUAUUCUUUGGGAGUUGAAUAUAACACCGAAUUCGAACAACGACUGAAGGAGUUCAGGGACCUUGCUGACCGGCGCAACGACAAAGACACUGAUCGCGUCGUAGAACGUGUCAAGGAGCUGGAAAGGCUCAAGGACACAGAGCUUGCUGCUCUCAUUGCACAGCGGAAACGCAGUACGAACGAGCGAGGAAUCAAGCUCACUGUUGUGCUUAUGGCUUCGAGGAAAUUGUUGGACGAUUCGGCCUCGGGAGCUGCUGGCGGAUUGGGUUUAGAUGCUAGGUUGACGUUUAUUAGACGACAGUCAGGGCUUGACUCGAGAGCUGCGCUGUUUGUGUUGAGUCCUAUUCCGAGGGAGGAGUUGAAUGACUUUGUCAAGAGCUUGCAGACUGCACUGUGGGACCCAGCUGUAGAAUACUACACCGCUCAUUCCAAACGCGUAAGGCAGAAACGGAAUCGACAUCAAGCUCAGUCAGCUCAGUCCUCUCAUCGACCUACUCCAUCAAUUGUUGCAUCGAGCUCGUCGUCUAACGCAUUGGGCGCGAUGAGUGCACUUCCCGCCCCACUCAAACCCGAAGGCUGGACAGUCCGGUACGAAUACAAAAUGGCUUCAUUCGCUGAAUUCCGAGGCGAGUACGAAGUUGCUUUGAAGCACUACCAAGACGCGUAUGCUGCGCUGACAAUGUUGUUCAUGGCGCCUGGGAGCUCGUUAGCUAUGGCGUCUGGUGGGGUGGGGGUUACCAUGCCUAUUUCCACUUCGAUCUCUACAUCUACGAUGCCUACCUCUACCUCUUCGAUGUCUGCAACAUCCUCAACCUCUGCAGCUUCUCGAGCUGGAGUCAGUUCUCCAGUCCCCGGCAACGGUGGCUCCCGCACUAAACGCUGGGCGGAAGCUAAAGUCCUCGCGGACACCAUCAAUAUCAAGAUCGUCAAGUUGUAUUUAUACAAUAAUGAGACUGGGUUAGCAUUGGCGCAGCAGAGGUUACAUGUCAGAACGUUUCCUGUUGUUGCUGGGUUUACUGGAGGGUCGACAAUGUCAACUAAGACCGGUAGUGCCCCUGUUGGCGGGCAAAUUACUCCUUCUUUGAGUGCUGCAGAUGAAGGCAGCUACGAAUAUUGGAGCUGGGUAAGUAGGAUGUGGUGUAUAUUGGCUGAGAUGCUCGUUGAGGGGACGAGAACUCGCGGAUCACCUGGUUCUCCUCCUAUUCCUCCAAGUCUCAUUAUACCAAUCCACCGACCCCGUCUUCCUCCUUCCUCCGCAGCUGUUUCAAUCACUGACAGUGGCAGUAGGAAACCAAGCCCCACACCAGAAUCACUCCUCCAUUCCGCCGCCCCUGGUGUGAACCCGGCACAUGCGCUGAUGCACCCGGGGUGGUAUUACCUUCUCGCGGCGGAGUGUGCAGAGAGGAAGGUUGGGAGGUUUGUUGAGGGACUAAAUUUCGGGGCAAGUGAUGAAAUGAAGGAGCAGAAAAUAACUCAUCUGAGAGCAUUAGUGGGAGAUAUAUUGGAACUGUACACCAAAUCAUAUGAACUGUUCAAGGCGUAUAGCAGUGCUUCUACCACGACGACGACGAACACGACUUCCCGAACUCACACUCUCAAUGCGUCCAUCUCAUACCCACUCAGUAUGACUACAUCUAUUUCGAACGCCUCGAAUGCGGUGGGUCCUUCGAAUCCACCUACCAACACGUCAACAAGCACUACAGACAGACUUGCGCUAUAUAUCGCUCAUCGUAUCGCCCUCACUUAUGCGCGGUUCCCUGAUCCGAAUCGUCCUGACCUUCGUUCGACGAACUCUUCUAAUGAUACCUUGCGAAUCUCAAAAGACUCUAAAAACACGGGCGAUCCAGCUGCUGACAAUGCAGAAGAUUUGGACGAACCUGGUACUUCAGAUAAUGCUCCACACGAGCUAGAAUCGCUCUUCGCUGAGUUCGACUCCUGGGCUCGUGAAUUUUCUGCGGACGCAGACGAAGACUUGUCUGAAUCACUGGACGAGGGUAAUUUCAGAGGGAAAGACCCGGAGAAGCUUGCGUUAGCUGCAAGGUUCCUUGCCAGGAUCGCGAAGAGUUAUUGGAGAGAAGGGGUUAUAUCUUCUUCUUCCUCGUCCUCCUCUUCUUUCUCUGCAUCCACAUUCAGUUCGGCCUAUCCGACUCUUCCUUCUAUGUUUCCGGGAUAUCCAUCUAACGCAGGCUUCUUAACAUAUCCCACUGCAAAAUACAAUACAGAGGACGACAGAGAAAAUGACGAAAUAUGGGGAUGGCCUGCUCUCCUCGUUCCGCUGCUGAGGACCUGGAGUGGGAUUCUAAGAGAGUUGGUCGGGCGGGGUAUCAACGAGAUGAGGAAACUUUCCAAGACGCUCCGAACGUCGCAAAAGCUGGAUUCACUGUAUAAACUAAACAGCACACCAGAAAAGCUGGAGAGUCUCGAAGCCCACUUCGAUUCAUACACUCGUGUACUCAUUUCUAGAAUAAGCGUCGACCGAGACGUCGAAUUUUCAAGGAAGAAAGAGGAGAUGGAGAUACAGAGGGAGCUGAAGAGAGUGAUGGAGAUGUGGGUUGGUGUGCAGACUCUGAAAGAAGUGCUGGAUAAAACCUCAUCUGACAGCUCUAGCACCAGGGAGGUGAAGGUGAUUAGGGUAGACAAUGCAGAAACGCAACCGAUCUUCGAUACCUCAGUGGUAUUUUGGUAUGGGAGAAUUUGGAUCUCUCCUUUUUCCCCCUCUGUUAGCUCCUUGUCCAGUUCCUCAUCCUCCAAUGCUGAAUCAAUUCAAGAAUCUACCCCAUUCCAACUGACACUUACUGCGCCCUCACGCGUGGCAAUUGAUAAACUUGACUGGGUGGAGCUGAGGGUUAGGGUCACAUUUGAAUACGAGGGAUACGACGAUUUCGACGAGGGGUAUGAGAAGCAGGAGGAGGAAGGAGAGGGAAGAGGUAAGGAAGAGGGAGGAAAUGAAGAUGGCGAAGAAGACGAUGAGGAAGGUGAUAACAGAGAGGGAGCUAUCAGAACAGAUGUUGAAGAGGCUAAGAUUGAUCUUCGAACACAGGAGAUCGAGGUUAUCAUUCGAUCAAACUCCCUUUCGCAAGGCGGGGAGGCUAUUGAAACACUCAACGAGCCUGUUCAAAUGAUUGACGUUGGACAUCUGUCGUUUGGUACUGGUUUUGGUUUCGAUAAGAAGGCGGAUUACGAUGGAAAAUCAUCUACAGACAAAAUUCAGGAAAUCAUCUCCGUAUCCUCCUCGAGCCUUCGUUGGACACCUGGACAAGCGGUGAUAAUUACCGGGUCUGUUCGUGUUUGUUCGAGCGGUGGUGGGGAUCAAUUCGGGCAAGGCAAGAUAAGAAUAUCUUCCGUUCUUCUCCGACUCAACGCCCCUACUCCCUCGCCACCUUCUCAGGGUAUUCCCAACACUCCACCAUUCGUGCUCGAAAUCCCUCUACAUGUCCCCGCUCGACGAGGAGCUCCGCCUCCGCCUACGUCAUAUGUUCAUGCACUUGGUAGCAGAGAACUUGGAGCGGGCGCAGGAGUUGGUGGAAUUCACACGCAAGCAAUGUGGUUCGCUGGGUUCGCGGAGAUUCAGCACAGGUACCCUCAAUAUGGGAUUACGGCUCCGAGAUGGGUCCCUGUGUCGAGACGUGGGAUUGAGAAAGGGCUGGGAUAUGAAGGUGUUGAAAUAUCCUUCCGCCCACAUCCCGUCACGUUAUCUGUGCUUCAUUCCGGCGUGGCGUAUGUGGGAGAGGAGUAUCCCCUGGAGAUCCUUGUAAGGGGUUGUCGGUGUGACUUUGGAAGUUCGCGCUCCGCUGAUGCAGAGGAGGGGAAGCAGGAAGAAGAGACUGUGGAUGAGGAAGUCGAAGUAGUGAUGGACGUUCUGUUGCAGCCUGUAGAAUCAGACGUGACUGCUGUCAACACGAUCUCUGUCGGCCCGCACCAAAGUAAUACUAUGAUCAAAGGGAUAUCGCUCGGUUUGCUUGCACUACAUCCCCGGCACCCCUCCUCUCCAUCAGACCUCAGGCACACCCUCUGGAUUAAAAACACUGGCGGCGCAGGCGACAGGGUGGUCGAUAUGAGUGUCUGGACGCGGCCUAUUCGUAGACAUAAACCAGGCAAAGCAGCCAAAAAUACAUCAGGAAUCAUCAACGCUAGCGCACGUUCCAUGCGCCACCUACCUCACCUAGAAACCGAAACACUAAAGACUGUGACAGUACCUUGUAUCGAACCAUUGAAUGUUCGGUACGACGUUUCUUAUCAGAGACGUGUGGACCCUUCUUCGUACACCACUCUCAAUCCUGGUGAAGGAGCUUUGUGGGAUAGGCCACAAAAACCGUGGUGGUUAGACGACGAAAAAGACGAUCAUGGUGAUGAAGGCAAAGGUGGCAAUGGGUAUAGAGGCGACACUUGGGAAGAACGCGUAGAAGCUGACGUAGAGGCUGUUCUGGGGACGACGAUUGUGUGCGUAGGUGGUGGUAUAGCGGAUUCUGGUGGUUCAACCUCAGGCAGUGGAUUGACAAGUGUAGCUUCUUUAGGCGUGGAAGUUGAGAAGGUCGUGUUGAGGCGGAAGGAUCCCCGGAGUACCAUCGUGAGGAUAUUGACCUCUGAGAUGAUCUUGGGAUCGGAAAAAGCUGUCGUAAAAGAUGAAGGAGAGGAACAGGAGGAAGAUGGGGAACUCAGCUUGUUUCCUUUAGAAUUCCUACCAGGAGAUCAGCUCUCAGAUGUCUGUCGGAUUGGUAUCUCUUCCCACCGGAAUGAUGAAGAGAUUUAUAUCGAUGCGGAUGGUGAAUUAGAGAUUCCUAGUCCAGGGUCUUAUGAGGUGCAUUGGCGAAGAAUUCUCCCCAACAACACCCGCGGCACACCCUCCUCAACGAAGUUCCCCCUUCCCGCUCUCCGCCCACCAACAGAUGACCUUAUCGCUCUCCUCGACGUGUCACCAACAGCCAGACUCCACGAACCCCUUGCGAUGACACUGACCAUACGAAACCGUCACCCGACACGAACAGCGGAUGUUUAUGUGCAACUUGAAUUCCCACCUGGGACGGGGGUUGCUGCUAACACGAGCGCGCCGAUUGGCACGAGUGUGGGUGGUGCUGUACCCAUGGGAGAAUCGACCGUGAUGUCAAAUACAACGUCAACGGCCGGUGAGCAAGGCGGUCAAAGUGCCCAAAGCGGGUCGGCUUUUGUCAUCGCUGGCCUUCGCGCAGGUCGUGUUCCGUUACUUCUUGCAGGAACAGAAGAACGAAUGGUGUGGAUGCUUAUACCUAUUGAAUGCGGGUACGUGCGCCUGCCCAAGGUGCAAGUGAUUGAUAGGCGGAAAGCGGCAAUGGGAACAGCAGGGAUGUUGGGAGCUGGUAGCAUUGGUUCCAGUUCUAAUGCUCGAAGUGAAAGUAUAGUUGCUGUUGCUGGGAACGCGAUUGAUAAUGUGGAUAAGAAUGGUUCGAACGCAGAAGGAGGGCGAGAAGUGAGGGUCGUUGAUAUUCGAUCGGAAUAUAGAGCGGAGAGGACUAAGCGGCAAGUGGGAACAGAUUUGGUUAGGACGGAGGAGGGAGAUGAUCAAGGAAGAAUAGGGACCGUUCUUGUUCUACCGUGAAAGGUCGGAAGAGACAUAUUUAAUCGCUGGCACUGUAUCAGCCGUUGAGAAAAACCCUCGGAGCUUGAUGUUACCUCAGCAUAACUCUGAGCCUUAAUCUUGAGGUUAAGGAAAGGAGAUGGACAUUCCUCUUUGUGCCACAAAUGAGGGCGCAUUCGCAUAUACUGUUCUUUGAAACCGGCUCGGAGAUUGUUG
Messenger RNA from Lentinula edodes (shiitake mushroom), 6351 nucleotides. RefSeq lists its product as uncharacterized. The transcript is spliced from 9 exons. The coding region runs from base 1 to 6156 and encodes 2051 amino acids. NCBI's taxonomy places the organism in Eukaryota, Fungi, Basidiomycota, Agaricomycetes, Agaricales, Omphalotaceae. The record is from RefSeq and is a predicted model, not a curated record.